AUGGCCGAGUGGUCUAAGGCGCCAGACUCAAGCAUACACUUGUCGCGAGACAGCGAUUGGGCGUUCUGGUACUCGUACGGGUGCGUGGGUUCAAAUCCCACUCCGUGCAAACUUUUGCAAAUGGUCACAGUAAAGACAGACACGAUGGCCGAGUGGUCUAAGGCGCCAGACUCAAGCAUACACUUGUUGCGAGACAGCGAUUGGGCGUUCUGGUACUCGUACGGACAGAGGCACGGAUGGCCGAGUGGUCUAAGGCGCCAGACUCAAGCAUACACUUGUUGCGAGACAGCGAUUGGGCGUUCUGGUACUCGUACGGGUGCGUGGGUUCAAAUCCCACUCCGUGCAAACAUUUUGCAAAUGGUCUCAGAAAGGACAGAGGCACGGAUGGCCGAGUGGUCUAAGGCGCCAGACUCAAGCAUACACUUGUUGCGAGACAGCGAUUGGGCGUUCUGGUACUCGUACGGGUGCGUGGGUUCAAAUCCCACUCCGUGCAAACUUUUGCAAAUGGUCACAGUAAAGACAGAGGCACGGAUGGCCGAGUGGUCUAAGGCGCCAGACUCAAGCAUACACUUGUUGCGAGACAGCGAUUGGGCGUUCUGGUACUCGUACGGGUGCACAGAGGCACGGAUGGCCGAGUGGUCUAAGGCGCCAGACUCAAGCAUACACUUGUUGCGAGACAGCGAUUGGGCGUUCUGGUACUCGUACGGGUGCGUGGGUUCAAAUCCCACUCCGUGCAAACUUUUGCAAAUGGUCACAGUAAAGGCACGGAUGGCCGAGUGGUCUAAGGCGCCAGACUCAAGCAUACACUUGUCGCGAGACAGCGAUUGGGCGUUCUGGUACUCGUACGGGUACGUGGGUUCAAAUCCCACUCCGUGCAAACUUUUGCAAAUGCCUCACAAUAAUAACAUUAUGAAAACACUAGGCUUGUGA
Molecule: messenger RNA, 930 nt
Organism: Necator americanus (New World hookworm)
Lineage: Eukaryota; Metazoa; Nematoda; Chromadorea; Rhabditida; Ancylostomatidae
Exons: 7
Coding region: 1-930 (309 amino acids)
Source: RefSeq, a predicted model, not a curated record